Messenger RNA from Puccinia graminis f. sp. tritici CRL 75-36-700-3, 780 nucleotides. RefSeq lists its product as uncharacterized. Bases 1 to 387 code for a protein of 128 amino acids. The record is from RefSeq and is a predicted model, not a curated record. The transcript has 2 exons. NCBI's taxonomy places the organism in Eukaryota, Fungi, Basidiomycota, Pucciniomycetes, Pucciniales, Pucciniaceae.
AUGACUGCGAGCACAUCUGGAGAACAACCUGCUUCAAUUGCCCCGGUGGAGAGGCUCUAUCCUCAGAGCCCCCAUCCCGGGUCGGAGCUGCGGCGGGUCUCUUGGAACAAAUUGGAACACUGUCGGAAGCCCCUAGAAGCUUUUGAGAGCAGCUCACCUCCAACACCAACUCCAGUUCAAACUUCACCAACCUUCUUCAGACCGGACCCUCCUCGCAGAAUCUGGAAUUUAAACGUCGAAAUUUUAAACCCUGUAAAACAAGAAACGCCUAAAAAUGUCCGAAGUACAAACCUACACGGACAAAAACGGGGCCCAGAUCACCGUCUGCCAACCCCACCAGUUGGAGUAUUGUAUGCGCUGUCAGAUGGACUUCACGGAAAUGAAUGAGGAAGCUAGAGCCGAAGCCGCGAUCGCUGCCGGACAAGAACCGGAUGAUGGGUUCUUCUAACCGGGACUCGGGUAGCUUUCGUCGCGUGCGGAUCAUCUGUCACACGUCGGUCGCUUGCUCCAAUCGUCGAUCUGGCGCAGGGGAAUGAAUUAGAAGUCCGAAAAAAUAUCUGCCUCAGAUGAUCAGAUUUGUUAUUUUAUCCAGACCGUAUUGCCCCCAAGUUUUCAUCUCUGCUCUCACCAACCAUUCUUCUUCACACAAAACUUCCAGCUGUAGUAUUUGAAUGUGUAAUUUCUUUUUCCCCUCUGGAUCUGGAGGCCCGAAGAAAGAAAUCGGUCUGAGAUCCUAAAUCCAAACAAUUAGCAACUGGUGUUGCCUAGCUGUGAUCCACG